UCCCUCCAUGCCAACUCCAUUAAAUCAUGCUAAAAUUCCAAGAAAAAAAGAAAAAAAGCAAAAAUGGCAGGUCUCAGUUGCUACACCUUGGGAUCAUAUAGGUUAUCUUUCUACUCUUUCUGUUAUCUUGGGUGGCAUUCAAAUACAACCAUGGGCGGGUUGCGUCAUGUGGAAGUUAUUUUGAAGCAAAAAAUAGUUAUUAGAGCAGAAGUGGAUUAUGUUGAUGGUAAAGAGGCUAAAGUAGUGGUUUCAAAAGAGGGUUACCUAAGAGAUACAUCCCAAUAUGAGUGAGCCCAUAUCAAAUCAUGUCAUCAUGUGCCCCUGUCUAUUGAAAAGAAGGACAAUGACCUUGGUACAAUUCUCAAACGAACUGUGAACAACAAUUUUUCUGGAUUGUCCUUUGGGCUGCCAUUUACAAAGCCCAAUUCUGAGUUUGUUAAGUCUGUAAAUGAGAAGUUCUCAACUGACAAUAAAUUAUUACUAGUCUACCAGGAAGGAAUGAGAUCUGCAGCUGCUGCUAGAAAACUUGAGGAAGAAGGUUUUCAAAAUAUAUCAUGCAUUACCUCUGGCCUUCAAUCAGAACAUUUGAUUCUGUGGGAAAAGUUGAGCUAUGAGAUGCAGGCAAGGCUGGCCUCGUAUCAUUCAAGGCAAAAUUUCAGCUGCAUUAGGCACCAUCCUCAUCUGUGCAUAUCUCUCCAUUACUUUUUUUCCCGAACAGGCGGAUAAACUUUUUCAGUUGGGCCCUACUAGCUAGGACUCCACAUAACAGAAAGAAUAUUAGAGAGGAUUUGUUCUCAUUCUUUGUGGCUUCAUGAAAUGAUGAUGAGCUACUAGUGCAUGCGAACUAACAACAUGUUGAAAGCACAGUGGAUAAAGAAAUGUUCCAAUGUACCCUGCUCUAUAUGGCUGCCGAGGUCCGUGUGUGUGUGUGAGAGAGAGAGAGAGAGUUUGAUCCAUCAAGUACAUGCUCCAUUGGAUAAAUAUCCUAUAUUUAGGAUAUUUAAAAAAAAUUACCAUUCAAAAGAGAGAGAGAGAGAGAUUUUGUUGGUAAUUGUAAAUUGAAGUUUCCUCUGGAGUACAUAUAUUUUUUUGCCUAGUUUGGCUCCAAAAUCCAAACUCAAACAAACACUGGCAGCAACUCACAUGAGAUUUUGGUGUAAAGCAAAUUGUUUCCACACAUGCUAUU
Molecule: messenger RNA, 1186 nt
Organism: Amborella trichopoda
Lineage: Eukaryota; Viridiplantae; Streptophyta; Magnoliopsida; Amborellales; Amborellaceae
Source: RefSeq, a predicted model, not a curated record